CGGUCGCUGCUCUCUCCCGUCCCUGGGCAACAACAGAACAGAGCCACAGACCUAUCCACUCCUCCAUGCAGCACCGCGGCUAACUUCCCAGCCACUACUUGCGCCAUCCCCACGCGCCGCUCAACCCAAAACCACCGCCCCCGUCGAAUUCGCAAAAACCCCGACGAGCCACCGCCACGCGACGCCUUUCCCCCCGCUCCGCCGCCCGCCCCGCCGCGCGAGGCCGGGCCCGUGACACGGCGCGCGCCGUCCGUACCAUGCCGUGACGCCCGGACCCGCCCGCCCACCGAACCGGCCCACAUGCACUUCCCCUCGCCGCGCGCGCACGCCAUGGCCGCGCCGGCCCUCGCCCGCCCUUGUAUCCUCCCCGGUGCUCACCUCGCCUCGACCUCUUGCCUGCUGGUUCUCCGGGUCCGGGGGCGCGAGCUCGGGCACGGCCGAGCGGUGGCGGCGGUGAGGGCGCGCGAGCACGGCGCCGCGCCGCCCGACCCGGCGGCCAUCCUGCGGCGGCCGGAGGUGGCGACGACGACGUCGGCGGAGGAAGAGAGGGACAUCGACGCAGGCUCUUCGUUGGAUAGGCCGGUGGAGGAGGAGGUGCCCGAGGAGGAAGGGGUUCAGGGCAGGGGGAAGGCGCCGGAGAGGGAGUGGGUCGACUGGGAGGACCUUAUCCUCGAGGACACCGUGCCGCUCGUUGGCUUCGUCCGGAUGAUCCUCCACUCCGGCAAGUAUGAAAGCGGCGAUCGGUUGAGUCCUGAACAUGAGAAGGCGAUCCUGGAAAGGUUGCUUCCAUACCAUCCACAAUAUGAGAAGAAAAUUGGAUGUGGUAUUGACUACAUCACGGUAGGAUUACAUCCAGAAUUCGAAAACUCAAGGUGUUUAUUCAUAGUUAGGAAGGAUGGUGAGCAAGUUGAUUUUUCUUUCUGGAAGUGCGUCAAAGGUCUCAUCCGACAAAAGUACCCCAUGUAUGCGGACAGUUUCAUUCUCAGGCAUUUCCGCAGGAGACAAGAUUACUGAAGUAGAUGGUCGCAUGAUUGUUUCCGUGUAACAUUUCUGUGAUAUUGAUUUUGUCCACAUGGCUUUAAUAUCCUGCGAUUUUGCAUUUGUUGAAAUCCAUGUGGAGUGGUAGGUUCCAAAGAAGUAAAGAUCGCUUGCAGAUGGAAUUUUGGUGCUCCACUUGUUGGUA
Messenger RNA from Panicum hallii, 1183 nucleotides. Its product is annotated as protein DCL homolog, chloroplastic. Gene Ontology annotation, biological process: chloroplast organization; chloroplast rRNA processing. Lineage: Eukaryota; Viridiplantae; Streptophyta; Magnoliopsida; Poales; Poaceae. The record is from RefSeq and is a predicted model, not a curated record. Gene Ontology annotation, cellular component: chloroplast. The coding region runs from base 301 to 1014 and encodes 237 amino acids. The transcript is spliced from 3 exons.